AAAUUUUUUCAUUAAUAAAAAAAUGAAAGGAAGUAUGAGUUAUUGGGUCACACUAAUAGUGAUAGUGUGGAUGAGUGUAAUGGUGAGAAAAUCAAAGGGUGUGAGAUCUAUAAAAGAUCAAGUGUCACAAUUUGUAGAAGAUCGCGUACCAUUAGGAACGAAAUGGGCUUUUUUAGUUGCUGGUAGUAACGGUUUUGAGAAUUAUAGGCACCAAGCUAAUGUAUGUCAUGCAUACCAAGUAUUAAAAAGUGGUGGUCUUAAAGAUGAAAAUAUCAUUGUUAUGAUGUUUGAUGAUAUUGCCUACCACCCUAAAAACCCAAAGCGUGGCGUUAUAAUGAAUAGGCCAAAUGGGCCAAAUGUUUAUCGAGGUGUUCCUAAGGAUUACACAGGAAACAAUGUUAACCCAAGGAAUUUUUUCGCGGUGCUUAGUGGAAACAAAAGUGCUACAAUUGGAGGCUCUGGUAAGGUGCUGAAUACAAAUUCACAUGAUUCCAUUUUCAUUUACAUGUCUGGCCAUGGUGCUGUACACGUAUUCGGUUUAAUAAAUAAAGGAGAUAUAUGGGCCGCCGAUUUGGUAAAUGCAUUGAAGAAAAAACAUGCUGCUUUAGCCUACAAAAAGAUGGUUGUAAAAAGGGUAGAACAUAUUGAUCCAAUUUACAUAUCUCAUGUGAUGAAAUAUGGAGAUACUACUGCUGUAUGGAAUGAUGCUAUAGGCAAAUAUUUUGGUGAUGGCUCUGCAAGAUUAGUCAACAAGAUUAGUGAUGGCUCUGCAUUUUCCUAUGAACACUUCAAUACGACAAGAUUAGUUACACAAGACGAUGCUUCUUUACUUCAUUUGAAGCUUGAGUUGGAAAAAGCACCGCAUGGUUCAGAGGAUAAGUCAAAAGCACAAAAAGAAUUAGAUGAUGAACUUGCUCGCAGGAAGCAUGAGGACCAUACUAUCAAUCUCAUAGUAGAUCUUUUGUUUGGAGAAGAGAAAGACUCUAUUAAAAUGGAUCAUGUUCAUAAAGUCGAUCUACAUGAUGUCGAUUAUUGGGAUUGUCUUAAAAUGCUUUGGAAAACUUAUCAGGAUCAUUGUGGUAUCUUAUCACCGUAUGGAAAGAAAUUAUACUCAAAAGUUUCUGUUAACAUGUGCAACGUUGGCAUUUCAGAGACGCAAAUAAUUGCAGCAACAUCUCAAGCUUGUCCCAUAAAAAAUCAUAUUUCUUAAAUUUCUUCGUCAAGGUGUAGUGAAAAUUAUAUAUUGAUAAAUAAAUUGUCCUAGAUUAUAGGAAAUGUGUAAUCCUUCUUA
This is a messenger RNA of Cicer arietinum (chickpea), 1291 nucleotides long. The record is from RefSeq and is a predicted model, not a curated record. Lineage: Eukaryota; Viridiplantae; Streptophyta; Magnoliopsida; Fabales; Fabaceae.